Molecule: messenger RNA, 672 nt
Organism: Lactuca saligna
Lineage: Eukaryota; Viridiplantae; Streptophyta; Magnoliopsida; Asterales; Asteraceae
Source: the annotation of a GenBank genome assembly
AUGGAGAUCGUAUCAAGACAACAACACGAAAGAGAAAACCCAUCACCGACGAAUUCUCCGUCCAGCCAUGGAAGCAGUAGCAACAGCAAUGGACAUACCACCGGCGGUGGCGCCGUCCAAACACCACCACUAACUCCAAGACCCGUUUCAAGAUCCGAACCAAAUCCAUACCCAACAACCUUCGUCCAAGCAGACACAACUUCAUUCAAACAAGUAGUACAGAUGCUAACUGGAUCAUCAAAACCGACCCACCAACCAGAUCCGGCGCCGACGAGGACAUCCAUACCGCCGAUCAAAACCGGUCAACAGAAGAAACAAGGAUUCAAGCUCUACGAGCGUAGGAACAGUCUGAAAAACGGGCUGAUGAUCAACGCAUCGGUGCCGAAGCUCCAUGGUCAUGGGUUAUCGCCGCGACUCCAUGAAAUGCUCUCUCCAAGCAUUCUUGAUUUUCCGGCGCUUGUUCUUAGUCCGGUGACGCCAUUGAUCGAAGACCGGUUGAAUAAAUCGUCACCGUCGAUUGUGGACUCUUCGGAAGAAGAGAGGGUAAUUGCGGCAAAAGGAUUUUAUUUGCAUCCGUCGCCUAGGGCGGCGACGCCACAUGCGACGACGGAGCCACAGCUGCUGCCUCUUUUUCCGUUGACCUCGCCGCGGGUAUCGGAGUCGUCGAUUUAG